UCAGCUUUGAGUGACUCCCAGCCUGAAAGCUUUUCCCCAGUGGCCUGUAGUCACCGACUCGGUUUUUACAUCCAAACGGAAUCAUGCCUGGGGACUCGGGAAAAACAGACAUGGAAAGGAUCGGCCUCUUCCAGGAGAUGAGCUAUACUUCUGUUCAAGAUCCGUAUAUCGAUGGAAUACCAAAACCUUUCAAUGAGGAGGCUUACAAAGGCAAACAGUUUUUGGUGGAAGGCUCAAAAAAGAAGGCAGCCACUCAGGCAGGAUACUUUGAUCGUGAAUUUACACGCAUUUUUGAAAAGGAAGCCUAUUCUGAUCGGUUUAAAUUGAGAAGACAAGCAAAAUUGAAGGCAGCCAAAAAGAACCUCGAUGGAGUUUUCUUUCCAAGCCAGACUCCAAAGAAAUGGUCUGGCUUGGGAAGUUACUAUGGAACAAUCGGUGGUUCAUUCAAAGCCUUCAGUGGAAUAGCGAAGGCAAAGCAACCAUUUGUUGCGGAAAAUAAAAACUUUUACACUAGCCCUGGGAAAAAAGGAACAGGCUAUGGGUAUUAUAACGUCACCAUAGGUCCACCGUAUGAACACUCUGCAGAUGCUUAUAUAGUAAAAGAUACAAAGGGUGGUGAACAACUUGAACUACAAGACUGUUGAUCGUGUAAUGGUUUACUAAUGAAAGGA
Hemiscyllium ocellatum (epaulette shark) is the source of this 671-nucleotide messenger RNA. It is a transcript of the gene cfap96, whose product is annotated as cilia and flagella associated protein 96. NCBI's taxonomy places the organism in Eukaryota, Metazoa, Chordata, Chondrichthyes, Orectolobiformes, Hemiscylliidae. The record is from RefSeq and is a predicted model, not a curated record. The transcript has 5 exons. Gene Ontology annotation, cellular component: centrosome. The coding region runs from base 84 to 644 and encodes 186 amino acids.